UAUUGGCAUUUCUGAACGUUCUUUUUGUUAUGCAAUCGUCAUGAUGCAUUUACGAACAUAGCCUAAUUUAGACAAAGUAUUGAAUUCAUAAAUGAAUGACAACCCUAUUUCAUGCGAAUGAGUUGUCAAAAUGUGCAUGACUUUUGUUUUACAUGCAUUGCAGUCAAAAGAAACGGCAAGAAAUAUAUAUUUUUAUUAGAAUUUAAUUGUUAUUUCGCGUAAUUUUUCUUUGUAGUGAUAAAAAGUGGACGCAUGAGCGUAAAAAAUUGCUCAUGUCAAUAAGACUUCGCCAUGAAAGUAACUUCACCGCCAAAAUAAAAAAAAACGCAGCACAAUUUGGCAAACAAUUCGAUGGGAAAUUCAAGAAGUGGACAAUACGUUUUCCCCUUCAGUGGAUGAGAUAACGCGCUGCUUCACCAAUAUGUUGGGGACGUAUAGAAGAAUAAAACGAAGAAAUGGAACGUCCGGUGAGUCUGCCACAAAUUGGGACUUUUUUGAUGAGAUGGAUGAUGUUUAUGGUACACAGUUCACCCAAGUAGUUGGAACUGCCCAAAAACGGAAGAGAAAUGAAGUCAUUGAGUUCUUGGCCUCCGAAUCGGAAAAACAAGCAAAAUUGUUAGAGGCACUGGUGGAGAGUGAGAAGGGAAAAGUAAACAUUGAAAAGGAAAAAGUGCAGGAACUAAGAUCCAUACGAAAUUUAUAUGAGAAAAUAUUAGAACGUAAUCUUAAUACCUAAUUUUUUAAUGACUUCAUUUAAGUUUUUUUUAAAUAUGCAAUGAAUUUUCAAGUUUAACAAAUGUACAAGCGUUUUGACAAUGAAUGUGAUUUUAAUUUUAAUAAAACUAAUCUAUGCAAUAAAACAAUAAUAAA
This is a messenger RNA of Bactrocera tryoni, 870 nucleotides long. RefSeq lists its product as uncharacterized. Lineage: Eukaryota; Metazoa; Arthropoda; Insecta; Diptera; Tephritidae. Bases 422 to 736 code for a protein of 104 amino acids. The transcript has 2 exons. The record is from RefSeq and is a predicted model, not a curated record.